CAGCAAACAUCUCCUGCUUUGGUUGUAAAGUUGCAGACAUGCUCCUGAAAAGCGGAUUUCUUUUGCUGGUGGUUUUGGCUGCUUGUGCAUUUUGCACAACUCAGGAAUCCACACAACCGAGACGAGCACGGUUCUCAUCCAACACCCCUUCUGAUGUUGCCCGCUGUCUGAAUGGCGCUCUGCAAGUGGGUUGUGCGACCUUCGCAUGUCUGGAAAACUCCACCUGCGACACCGACGGCAUGCACGAGAUCUGCAACGUCUUCCUCCACACAGCUGCUGUUUUUAACACAGAGGGUAAAACAUUUGUGAAAGAGAGCAUCAAGUGCAUGGCCAACGGCAUCACCUCCAAAGUGUUCCAGACCAUUAAGCGCUGCUCCACCUUCCAGAAGAUGAUCGCUGAAGUGCAGGAGGAGUGUUAUAAGAAGCUGGACCUCUGUGAAGUGGCCCGAUCAAACCCUGAGGCCAUUGGAGACGUGGUGCAGGUGCCCAACACUUUCCCCAACAGGUAUUACAGCACACUUCUGCAGAGUUUAAUGGAGUGCGAGGAGGACACAGUGGAGGUGGUUCGAGCUGGUCUGGUGUCCAGACUGGGACCGGAUAUGGCCACACUCUUCCAGCUGCUUCAAAACAAACCCUGCUCAUCCGAACCCGCAGCCGCCGAGCCUUCUGGGACUGAGAGUCAAACCGGCUUCCGCUGGCCCCCAAUGUUCAAGAUCCAGCCAAACAUGUACAACAGAGACCAGACUCACCUGUUCGCCAGAAAACGCUCCAUCGUGGGAAGUCCUUAAGAGUCCUAAGAGAAGAUUCAAUGACAAGUGCAUUAAAACAGUAGUGUUUUAACAGUAAUCUUUGCUUAGUAUCACAAAAUCCAAGUACUAAUUGCAUUGCAUUGAAUAUUCAUGCCAUUAAACUGUUUUAGAUUGUUCAUAUUUAUUGCAUUAUGUUUUGGUUUAUUUGGACCUUCAUGCAAGUGUGCAGGAUAUCGAGAAAUGCUGGAAAACAAAAGAAGAAACCAACUUGAAGCGGCAGGGCAGGAGUAUUUAUUAGUGUACACUGAAUAUAAUUUAUUUUUUCCUACCAAAUGUAAUUUAUAUAGUUUACUGUUGUUUCUUGUGGUCUGAGUUUGAAAGUAAAGAAUGAACGAGAGAGAAAGAUAAGAGUGAGAGAAGAAUAAUGCAGUUUUCUGGAUGUGGUUGAGAUGUUUUCUGUGCUGGUCAUGGGAAAUAUUAUACAUUAAGAAGGGCUAACUUUGUUCAUGUUGGUUGUAUAGUUGGAUGUGCUUGGAUAGAAAUAAAGUUUUAAAGCUGC
This is a messenger RNA of Danio rerio (zebrafish), 1308 nucleotides long. It is a transcript of the gene stc1l, whose product is annotated as stanniocalcin 1, like. The record is from RefSeq and is marked provisional. Gene Ontology annotation, biological process: intracellular calcium ion homeostasis; signal transduction. Gene Ontology annotation, molecular function: hormone activity. Gene Ontology annotation, cellular component: extracellular region. Lineage: Eukaryota; Metazoa; Chordata; Actinopteri; Cypriniformes; Danionidae.